CUGUUCUAUUAUUUGCGAAGGAUUAACUUCACCAUUAAUUCCACAGAUGGCUGCAGGAGCGAGAUAGCGGGUUUCUCUUCGAACAGCUGUUUAGAACCGGCGCUGUCCACGAAUUCUCGAAAGCCGGUUCUAUUGAAAAAAUAAGUGUUGUGGCGUAGAAUACUGGGGAAUGGGAGAGAGAGACUGGCGACCUUUUGUUUACGGUGGUCUGGCCUCCUGCAUUGCAGAGUUGGGCACGUUUCCUAUUGAUACUACUAAAACUCGUUUACAAGUUCAAGGUCAAAAGUGUGAUAAAAAAUGCGCUUCUUUAAAUUAUCGUGGAAUGACUGAUGCAUUUUUAAAAAUUUCUAAACAAGAAGGUUUCAUUGCAUUAUAUUCUGGAAUCUCUCCUGCUGUUUUAAGACAAGCCACCUAUGGAACUAUUAAAUUUGGAUCUUAUUAUUCAUUAAAACAAUUUUUUGAGAAUGGGGAAGAAAGUGUUCGGACUAAUAUAUGCUGUGCAGUUGUUGCCGGAAUGGUUUCUAGUGCAAUAGCAAAUCCCACAGAUGUUUUGAAGGUCAGAAUGCAAGUUCUCGGAAUGGAUAAUAAUAGGCUGGGAUUGUUUGCAUGUUUUAAAGAUAUUUAUAAACUUGAAGGCAUAUCUGGUUUAUGGAGGGGCGUUGGACCUACUUCACAGAGAGCUGCUGUUAUCGCUGCUGUCGAACUGCCUAUUUAUGAUUUUUGUAAACAUACCUUGAAAUCAAAAAUAGGAGAUUCUGUUUCUAAUCAUUUCAUAUCCAGCUUCAUAGCCAGUUUAGGAACGGCAAUCGCAUCAACACCUUUAGAUGUUAUAAGGACACGCCUUAUGAAUCAAAGAAAAUUUAUCAUCACUGAUAGGAAGUCCAGUAAUCUUUAUAAGGGGAGUUUGGAUUGUUUAAUUCAGACAGUGAAAAAUGAAGGAAUAAUGGCACUUUACAAAGGAUUCAUCCCCACCUGGAUUCGAAUGGGACCUUGGAACAUAAUAUUUUUCGUUACAUUUGAACAAUUAAAAAAAAUAUUUUGAAUAAAAAAAAAAUGAAAAAUAAAUAAAGCGUGUUGUAUAA
Messenger RNA from Nezara viridula (southern green stink bug), 1082 nucleotides. NCBI's taxonomy places the organism in Eukaryota, Metazoa, Arthropoda, Insecta, Hemiptera, Pentatomidae. The record is from the annotation of a GenBank genome assembly.